AUGGGUAUGUUUGAAGGGCUUCCGCUGUGCGCCCACAACCUCAUCAAGAACAAUGAGUGGAAGGGCGGAGGAAUUGUGAGGUUGGACAACGCCUUGUCACGGCCAUCAGCUGGCGACGUUGCAAUCAACUAUCACAUGCUCAAACCGCUGAUACCAUUUUCGCCAGACAAGGUGUGCAGCGGCUACUUCAUCACCGACUGUUUGCUGGGCUUGGAUGAGUUGUUCGAGGGAAAGCUCUUGGUUGACGCUGCUGAUGGGGGCAAGCGCAAAGUGGACAUCGCGGCUGAGGAAGCGAUGAAGCUGAAGAUGUUGAUGGGUGCGGUUCGCGCCUUGUGGCGGAGCUCGCCUUCAGGACAGCACCCGCGGGUCUCAGAACUCAAGGGCAUGCUGCGCCCUAGCCCAUCUCGCCGCCGUCUAAAAGAGGAGGUUUCCUGUCCAUGCCAUUGA
Durusdinium trenchii is the source of this 447-nucleotide messenger RNA. The record is from the annotation of a GenBank genome assembly. NCBI's taxonomy places the organism in Eukaryota, Dinophyceae, Suessiales, Symbiodiniaceae.